Brienomyrus brachyistius is the source of this 2778-nucleotide messenger RNA. RefSeq names its product hyaluronidase 1 (gene hyal1). Gene Ontology annotation, molecular function: hyalurononglucosaminidase activity. The record is from RefSeq and is a predicted model, not a curated record. The transcript has 5 exons. Bases 774 to 2096 code for a protein of 440 amino acids. Gene Ontology annotation, biological process: carbohydrate metabolic process; hyaluronan catabolic process. NCBI's taxonomy places the organism in Eukaryota, Metazoa, Chordata, Actinopteri, Osteoglossiformes, Mormyridae.
AUGGUGGUUGUGUUAUUGAGUAACAUACCCUGAUGGUUGCUUGAGUGAUGAUCUCGAUGCCUUUGUUUCAUAUGACUGCCUCUAACAUCUGAACGAAAGCAGUCCAUACAUUUCUCACAAAUCUGCAUGAGACCAUGAGACUUUGCUGUAAGGUGAGGCUGCACGGUCAGCCAGGAGCCGCCUCCGGGAAGCACAGGGAACAAGGAAGUGAAUAUGUUUAGGUUGAAUCCAUCACACGAUUAAAAUAAAAAUCUUAAUACGUCGGCCUCGAUUGUCAUUAACAGAUUGCACAUCUUCAAAAUGCUAAAUGGCGCACACAAUAGGUGUUUUCUGGUAGAAAGGUGCACGGCACUAUUACUCUGAGCGCUGUAUGCCUGUCCGGGUAAGGAAAAGAAACAAGAAAUCACGCUUUAAAUAAUGUUUAAGUAAUGUUUUAAACUUAAUUGCUAAUAGUUUCAGUCCUCGGUGUUUUUAAUAGAAAGAUAUUACGGAUCGGACAAACAUCAAUGUACAUUUCUUUAUGGGAAGAAGUGUUUUCUAAACGUAACGCAUAUGUUCCGCUGCAGUUAGACUAUCCACCCCCCAUUUUACUCAACUGCGUCUUCUUCAACGACUCGUAAAGGGCUCCAAGUCUGUAAGGAAGCACCCCAGAAACACAUGCGUCCCGAAAACCAUCAGCUAGACAUCAAGCUUUAUAGCGGCAUCGCUGGUAAUAAUAAUGCCGUGAGCGAGUUUAUUCAUCAGUGUGUAAAACCAAGUGAAGGAGUAGCAGCAUGGUGCAUCUAAUCCUUAUCUUCCUGUGGAUUGCGGCGCCCAUCUCAGGGUGGUACAAACCUAACGCCUCACCCUCUUUGGCCAGUAUCCCUUUCCUCACUGUCUGGAAUGCCCCAACAGAGCCUUGUAAGUCCAAGUAUGGUGUGGACCUGGACCUGGGCAUAUUUGACAUUGCAGUGAAUGAGAACCAAACCUUCAUGGGUGGAAACAUCACCAUUUUCUAUGAGAGCAAGCUAGGGCUGUACCCAUACUACAAUGACCAGGGCGUAGCCAUCAAUGGCGGUGUGCCCCAGAAUGCUAGCUUGCAACUCCACUUGCAAGCUGCCUGGGCCAACAUCCUGACUGACAUCCCCCAGCCUGACUUUUCUGGGUUGGCUGUGGUGGACUGGGAGAGCUGGAGGCCCCUGUGGUCUCGAAACUGGGACUCGAAGAGCAUAUACUGGGCGGGCUCCAGGUUACUGGUGAGGGCCCGGCAUCCAGACUGGAGCCCAGAGCAAGUGGAGGUUGAGGCCCAGAGGGAGUUUGAGGAAGCUGCGCGGGCAUUUAUGGAUGGCACCCUGAAACUAGGCCGUAGCCUUCGGCCUGGGGGGCUCUGGGGUUUCUAUGGGUUUCCAGGCUGCUACAACAAUCAAUAUAAGAAUGCCACCGCCAACUACACAGGGGUCUGCCCCCAACAGGAAGUGCAGAGGAACGACCAGCUGAACUGGUUGUGGAAUAUCAGCUCUGCCCUCUACCCUGACAUCUACUUGGAGCUGUCGCUGCAGGGCCGGGGGGAGGUCAUCCUGCGCUACACCCGCUACCGCGUGCUGGAAGCCCUGAGAGUCGCGAGUCAGGUUUCAGCAGCAGCUCCGCCAGUGCUGCCCUAUGCACGCAUCGCCUAUACCUACUCCCUCAACUUCCUGUCUGAGGAGGACCUGGUCCACACCAUUGGGGAGAGUGCCGCGCUUGGAGCCGCUGGGGUGGUGCUCUGGGGUGAUUCUUAUUUUGCCAAAUCACAGGCCACCUGCAUCGCCAUCAAGAGCAACCUGGAAGGCACCUUGGGCCGCUACCUGGUCAACGUGACGAGUGCCGCUGCACUUUGCAGCGAGGCUGUGUGCUCUGCCCGGGGCCGGUGUCGGAGGCGAGACACCUUCUCUGGAGCGUACCUCCACCUGGACCCGGGGAGCUGGACCAUGGUCCGGACAGUGGGGCCACACGGGGCCCGCUGGCACACCCUGAGAACGCGGCAGGGUAACGGCUACGUCCGCGACAUGCUGGCGGACUUCGACUGCCUGUGUUUCCCGGGAUGGGGAGGGCCGCGGUGUACAGAAAAGAGGUCGUAGGUCACGAGUGUCCAACAGAUGGAGCUGUGCAAGGAGCCACAAGUCCCAUUGCUUCCACUGUAAGAAUAAAAUUGUGACUGAGCUAAGCUGAAGGGAAACAAAGGCAGCCUGUCUGAGCUUGCUACGAUCUGCAGCAGACACAAGUGAAUCGAGGGAUGUGGGGGUGGGGGGUGAGAAAAGGGGGAGCACAAGUGGAGACCUAGAAACCUGGAAAAUGCUAUGGAUGUUCUAGUAACAAAAUCUACUGCUGCACGCAGACAGUAAAGCAAAGCUGAGAGCACUUUGAGAAAUUUUAAUUUGAGUUUAAUUUGGAAUUUACUGCCUGUAUCCUUUUAGUGGCACUGCAUGAUACUUCCGUAUCUGUGAACUUCAAAUCUUUGACUACAUCCGGUGCUUCCCCCAAGAUAUACUACAAAUUUAAAGGGCCGGUUUCUGUUUUGAGGAAAACUCUUCAAAGGUUUCCCUAAAGUAUGUAUUAAGGAAAGCAUUAAGAAAAAAUACUAUACUAUGGAACUGACAGAAGUAUAUAGGCCUAAUUACAAAUACCUGUUGUAUACAUGCUUUCAUUGUCAACUGUUAUGAUACUAAGAGUAUUAUCUUUUGGUAGAAAAUUUUACGUGUCUGUACUUAUUCUGUGUGUACAAGUUACAUAAAAAUACAAACGGCUGUGGUCAUUAUCAAA